AUGGUGAUCAGCUUCAGUUGCUCAGCAAGUAGAAAACUGACGGGGAUCUUGGCCUUGCUGUUCAUGAUGACCCGAGUCUAUGGCCAGUCUACUUCGGGGUUCAUAAGCAUCGAUUGCGGAAACAGACGCACCUACAACGACAGCACAACAGGAAUACAGUACCAUUCUGAUCAUGGAUUUGUCGAUGGUGGAUUGAGCCACAAGAUUUCAACGGAGUUCAUGGCUGAUGCCACGAAUGAGCAACAAAAAACCUUGAGAAGCUUCCCUCAGAGCUCAAGGAAUUGCUACACGCUGCCAUCCGCCACUGGUAAGAAGUUUCUGGUGAGGGCCUUGUUUACUUACGGCGACUAUGAUGGGUUGAACAGUACUAUGAGCGGGUCGCUUUUUCGGUUUGGGCUCCAUAUCGGUGUCAAUUUCUGGGAGGCGGUGAACUUGACAAAUUCAGAUCCAUCAAACACAAUAUGGAAGGAGGUGCUCACCGUUGCUCCUGGCAACAACCUGUCGGUCUGUCUGAUAAACUUCGGUACAGGGACACCGUUCGUGUCUUCGUUGGAGCUGAGGCCACUGCAAGAUGUGAUGUACCCUUUUGUGAAUUCUUCGGUGUCAAUCAGCUACUUUAAACGGUUCAGAUUUGGUAAUGCCACUGAAUAUAUCACAAGAUAUCCAUUGGACCCGUACGACCGGUUCUGGGAGGCUUGGUUUUCCACUUACAAGGCCUACCCCUGGAUCACCCUCAACACUAGCAAUGAAGUGAAGAGGCUCCCAGGCAAUGACACCUUCCAGGUACCGCAAGCCAUCCUCCAGAACGCCACGACCGUAGACACGAACAACACCUUUUACAGCGUUCGCGUGGCAGCAGGUCCCAACCUGGACCCAACGAACCUGCAGCUUCUCCCGAUCUUCCACUUUGCCGAGGUCGUUGACAACAAUCCGAAUAGGUCCUUCAACAUCUACAGCGGCGACGAAUUGUUGUUCCCAGACUUCUCACCUUCGCGAUCCCAGGUGGACAGCAUGCACCAGAAUGGGCGCUUCUUGCAUAACCCCGCAGCCUCCUUCCUUCUGAACAAGACCAACAACUCGGUGCUCCCACCGCUCAUCAAUGCGUUCGAGCUGUACUCUCUAGUUCGGAUGGAUAACCUCACGACUGACUCCAAUGACAUCAGUUACAUCAAAGAAGUGAAGAAGCACUACAAUUUGGCACAAAUAAACUGGAAUGGAGAUCCAUGCUCCCCAGGAGAGUAUUCCUGGGAAGGUUUGAUUUGCAGCUACCCUAAGAGCAAUCAGAAUCCAAGAAUAAUUGCAGUAAAUCUGUCUACCAGUGGACUGAAAGGUGGAUUAGCCAUAUCAUUCAUGAACAUGUCAUCACUGAUAAACUUGGAUUUAUCACACAACAAUUUGACAGGAGCUAUUCCAGACUACCUAGGGUCACUCAGAGUCCUCAACUUGUCAAAUAACCAGCUUAAUGGGCCGAUCCCUGAUUCUGUUCUUCAAGGUUUUCAGGCCGGCCUGCUUGACUUAAGAUUAGAAGGCAAUCCCCUAUGCUCAAAAGUCAAAGAUACAUACUGCUCAAAUAAGAAGAACACCAUACAUAUCAUACUCAUCGCAGUGAUAGUUCCUGUGGUACUGGUAUCCCUCCUAGUAGUGAUGUGCAUACUCUGGAAGUUAUGCUGGAAAGGGAAGUCAGAAGACCAUGAGGAUUAUGCCAUGUAUGAAGAGGAAACUCCACUACAUAUUGAUAUCAGACGGUUCACGUACACAGAGCUGAAGCUCAUAACAAACGACUUCCAAUCAAUCAUUGGAAAGGGAGGUUUCGGUAUUGUUUAUCAUGGCACGCUGGAAAAUGGUGAUGAGGUAGCUGUGAAGGUGCUCAUGGAGACAUCAAUAGCAGAGUCAAAAGACUUCCUCCCAGAGGUGCAAACCUUGUCCAAAGUUCAUCACAAGAACCUUGUGACUUUGCAAGGAUAUUGCCAGAACAAGAAGUGCCUAGCACUCGUUUAUGAUUUUAUGCCCAGAGGAAAUCUUCAACAGCUUUUAAGAGGAGGAGAUGAGUAUAGUUUGAAUUGGGAACAACGACUUCAUAUUGCACUUGAUGCUGCACAAGGCCUCGAGUAUUUACAUGAGUUAUGCACCCCAUCAAUAGUGCACAGAGAUGUGAAGACCCCAAACAUCCUUCUGGACAAUAAUCUGGUGGGGGUGAUAUCUGAUUUUGGGCUUUCACGGGCUUUUAAUGAUGCUCACACACACAUAUCUACUGCUGCUGCUGGCACUCUUGGUUACCUCGAUCCUGAAUACCAUGCAAGUUUCCAAGUCACCGUCAAAACAGAUGUUUACAGCUUUGGUAUCGUGCUCUUGGAGAUCAUCACCGGCCAAUCCCCAGUAGUUAUGGACCCUCAAACUGUCCACCUACCAAAUUGGGUGCGGCAAAAGAUAGCUAACGGCAGCAUUCACGAUGUUGUAGACAAGAAACUGCUGGAUCUGUACGAUGCCAGUUCCCUGCAGAGUGUAGUGGACCUGGCCAUGAACUGCCUCGAAAACGCAGCCAUCAACAGGCCGACCAUGACCGAGGUUGCUUCAAGGCUCAAAGUGUGGUUGCCAGCUGUUUCUGGGGCCCCUCGACAUACAGACUCCAUGGAUACUGAAAUUCCAAGGCAGUUCCGGCUGAUGAUUUCAAGAGCAAGAAACGAGGGGAUAUCCUUCCAGUCUGGCUAUACCAAUGGGAUUUCACAAACGAGCCUCUUUUCUGGACGGUGA
Messenger RNA from Triticum turgidum subsp. durum (durum wheat), 2751 nucleotides. Lineage: Eukaryota; Viridiplantae; Streptophyta; Magnoliopsida; Poales; Poaceae. The record is from the annotation of a GenBank genome assembly.